AUGAAGCCAUCCACUACCGUCGCCGCGCUCCUGGGUGGCCAUGCAGCCACCGCUGCGGCGCAAAAGCCAUGGCUCGACCAGUCCCUGCCCUACGAGGAGCGGCUGCUCUCGUUCCUGGCGCAGCUCAAUGUCACCCAGAAGCUGGCGAUGACCUCUGGAGACACAGUGCUUGAGGACAACGGCACUGGCGUCAACCCGUGUAUCGGCCACAUCAGCGGCAACGCUACGCUUGGUGUUCCGAGCAUCUGCAUGGGUGACGGCCCGGGAGGCGUGAGCAAUGGACUUACCAACGUGACGACAUUUCCCGCCCCAGUCCUCUCGGCGGCGACGUGGAACAGCACCAUCCAAUACGUCUACGGCCACGCCAUGGCGACCGAGCACCUGGGCAAAGGCCGCAACGUGGUCCUCGCACCCACCAUCAACAUCCUGCGCUCGCCCUUGUGGGGGCGCUCUGCCGAGACCUUCUCCGAGGACCCGUGGCUGACCUCGCGCUUCGCCAUUGCGGCCGUCCAGGGCAUCCAGAGCACUGGUGCCCUUGCCUGCCCGAAGCACUUUGCCGCCUACAACCAGGAGACGAACCGCUUUGGCCCGCUGCCCGACUACCACGCGGUCGACGCCGUCGUCGACGAGCGCACCCUGCGCGAGCUCUACCUGCCCGCGUUCAAGGCGACGGUGCAGGAGGCCGACCCUGCGGCCGUCAUGUGCUCGUACAACCAGCUCAACGGCCACUACGCGUGCGAGAACGACUGGCUGCUCAACUCGACGCUGCGCCAGGAGUGGGGAUUCGAGGGCUUCGUCCUGGCCGACUGGUACUUCUCCGCCCGCAGCACCGUCAAGGCCGUCAUGGCGGGCCUGGACAUCAACAUGCCCGGUGGCGACCUGACCGACCUGUUUGGCUUGCCCGACUACUACGGCAAGCCUUUGCUUGAUGCGCUCAACAACGGCUCUGUGCCCAUGGACCGCCUCGACGACAUGACGCAGCGCAUCUGGAGGUACAUGUUCAAGCUUGGGCAGGUCGAUCACCCGGUGGACGGCAACUCGACAGCCAUCGUGCAGACCCCGGAGCAUCUGGACCUUGCCCAGGCCAUGGUCGAGGACGGCGCGGUGCUGCUGGAGAACAAGGACUCGGCCCUGCCGCUAUCGCCUGCCAAGUAUUCCAAGGUUGCGGUCUACGGCCGUGGCGCGACAAAGGAGAACCAGGUCACCUUGAACCACGGCGGCUUUGUCAAGGACUCGUCCAUGGUUGUCCAGGCACCGCUGGAUCAUAUCCGCAGCCGCGGCGAGGCCGAGGGCAUGGAGGUCCGCUAUGCAGAGGCGUACCCCGGAAACGGCAUCUUCCCCACGAUCCCCCCGAGCAUGUUCAAGGAUGGCCACGUCAAGGCCACAUACUACAACAACGCCCAGUUCUCCGGGCCCGCCAACACGACAGAGUUCCUCCCCAAUAUCACCAUCAACACAUACCCCGGCUACCUGUGGGACGCGUGGCCGCAAGAGUUCUCGGUCGUGUAUGAGGCGACGUUCCUCCCCAAUACGACGGGCGGCUACCACUUCUCCAUUGUCGGCUCGGGCACCGCCCUGCUGUACCUGGAUGGGCAGCUCGCGGGCAACAUGUCGUACCACAAUUUUGGCGGCAACUACAUCCAGGGCUACGCGUGGCUCGAGGCCGGCACCGAGGUCGAGCUCGUGCUCAAGUACGACACGGCCUACUCGCUGCUGACGGGCAACUACGGCAUCACGCUCGGCGUGUCGGUCGGCGGGGCCGCCACGCGCGACGUCGAGGCCGACGAGCUCGCCCAGUGGGCCGACGUCAACAUCAUCUUUGCCAACGACCGCAUCUCGGAGGGCAUGGACAGCGGCCUGGGACUCAACCUGCCGGGCGACCAGAACGCCCUGAUCACGCGGCUCGCGGGACUCUCGUCCUCCUCUGCCACGGCGGCCAAGACCAUUGUCGUGCUCAACACCAACUCGGCCGUGCUGAUGCCCUGGAUCGACGCCGUCGACGGCGUCCUCGAGAUCUGGUACCCCGGCCAGCAGGUCGGCUCGGCCCUCGAGCGCCUGCUCUUUGGGGACGUGAGCCCCAGCGGACACUUGCCCGUCACGUUCCCCAAGUCCCUCGACGACGCCAUCAAGAUCGACACGAACCCGGAGGCCGUCUUCCACGAAGGCUUGUACGUCGGGUACAAGGCGUACGACGCGCACGAGAUCGAGCCCCUGUUCCCCUUUGGCCACGGCCUGACCUACUCCGAGUUCGACCUCGGCUGCAUGACCGUGUCGACCAACAUCAGCAGCACCGGUGCCGAGUGCCCGGACGGCGAAGAGGCGGAGGCGCUCGCAGACGAGUUCGACGUGCUCACGGCCCGCGCCAAGCUCAGGAACACGGGCGGCGUCCGCGCCAAGCAGGUCGUCCAGCUCUACGUGACGUACCCGGCCAAGGCCGCCGAGCCGCCCAAGCUGCUGCGCGCGUUCCAAAAAUACGACCUGGGCCCCGGCGAGGCGGUGCUGGCCGAGCUCAGCGUCAAACAGAAGGACUUGAAGGUCUGGGACGAGGCGCGGGGCAAGUGGACCCUCGUCGAGGGCGAGUAUGUGGUCAAGCUCGGCUUUUCGGCCGGUGACUUGAGGACUGAGAAGGCGAUCGUGCUGUAG
This is a messenger RNA of Microdochium trichocladiopsis, 2643 nucleotides long. RefSeq names its product glycoside hydrolase family 3 domain-containing protein. The record is from RefSeq and is a predicted model, not a curated record. The transcript has 3 exons. NCBI's taxonomy places the organism in Eukaryota, Fungi, Ascomycota, Sordariomycetes, Xylariales, Microdochiaceae. Gene Ontology annotation, molecular function: beta-glucosidase activity. Gene Ontology annotation, biological process: glucan catabolic process. Bases 1 to 2643 code for a protein of 880 amino acids.